Molecule: messenger RNA, 399 nt
Organism: Macrosiphum euphorbiae (potato aphid)
Lineage: Eukaryota; Metazoa; Arthropoda; Insecta; Hemiptera; Aphididae
Source: the annotation of a GenBank genome assembly
AUGAAGCUGGGUCGCCUGGGAGCCGCGACGCCGUUGCAGUCGGCCCCGUGGCGCGUGCGCCACUCGAUUUAUGCUGACUCCGGUCGACUCCCGCACCAGGACACCAUCGGGUCAACCAUCUGGUAUUGCCGUAUUGACGAUACGAUGAAUUUGUGUCGGCGGCUAAUGCGUGGGUGGACGUCCGAGAACAAUGAAAGCGGCCCGUUCUGCGUCCAGUGGUACCAGGACCGCAUACGUACUCGCGCGUUGGUCGCUGAUGCCACGGCCGUCGCUGUUCGGCAUUAUUUUCGUUACGAUCGGUUACGUACGUCGCGGACGAACAGCGCUCGCGGGCAUGGCGUGGAUGUACACUAUCACUACACGUUCCCUAAAAGUGGUUCACUUAUAAUAGUGUUAUAG